UAGCAUACACAACCAAACUACUGAAAAUGCAUCAGCAACAGACUCACAAAUAUAAUAGAUAAACGGCUGUGCUGCUUCAGAUUCAACAAGCCACCAUAUCAAAAUACAGAUGAGCGAAACCAGCCACAAAGCUAAAACACAGGGCCAUUGCAUGCGACAACAAAAAUGAAACCUAAAACCUAUCUAUAUUCAUGAAAAGCGCGAGAGAUAACCUUAUAGCCAGAACGGACAAAAACGAGGGGAUGGAAGAGAUCGGGUGCCGCACGGAGUGUAGAGAGGUCGGAGAGAACGAGACGUCCGAGAGAUCUGGCGCCGCGCGAAGAGAACGAGACAUCGGGGAGAUCUGGUGCCGCGCGGAGAGAACGAGAUGUCGGAGAGAUCGGCGCCAGAGAACGAGAUGUCGGAGACUAGCCCCACGUGGAGAAAACGAGAUGCCGGAGAGAUCGGCGCCGCGCGGUGAAUCGCAGCUCGGAGGAACGAGACCAGUGAAUCCUCGAAUGUAUUUUGAUUUUGAACCGCUGCUCGGAGUGAACGAGAGACUGAAGAAUCGCUUGGGGUGAGGGAGGGAUCGGAGAACUCGAAAUUUUUUUUGAAUUCGUUUACUGAUUUACUCGAAGGAGUGAUGUGGCGGGGGUGGGCGGAUCUCAGUGACAAUACUGAGCUUGAAAUAGAGAAGCGGAGUGAUUGGAAUAAGUUUUCCAGUUUGGUUAUUGAAACAGAGUUGGGCGGUAGCAAGGGUUUCUAAACCCUCGGUGUAAACCGUCAUUAGAAUAUGUUCCGAAAAUUUUAGCAGGGGUUUGUUAAACACUUGCUACAUAACCCUUGGUAUAGGGACUUUUUGUUGUAGUGACGGCACCCUGAAGCCGGGAACAGAGGAGCAACAGCAACCAAAAGUCCAAAACCAAUCAAAACCAACACUAAAAUUAAUUUUGGGUAUAAAAAAAAUGUGCACUAUUGUUACUAAGUUGUAAUUUAAUUAAAUUUGAAGUAUCAA
Linum trigynum is the source of this 994-nucleotide messenger RNA. NCBI's taxonomy places the organism in Eukaryota, Viridiplantae, Streptophyta, Magnoliopsida, Malpighiales, Linaceae. The record is from the annotation of a GenBank genome assembly.